Schistocerca cancellata (South American locust) is the source of this 6581-nucleotide messenger RNA. It is a transcript of the gene Adar, whose product is annotated as double-stranded RNA-specific editase 1. Gene Ontology annotation, biological process: RNA processing; adenosine to inosine editing. The record is from RefSeq and is a predicted model, not a curated record. The transcript is spliced from 13 exons. Gene Ontology annotation, cellular component: nucleolus; cytoplasm. The coding region runs from base 217 to 2379 and encodes 720 amino acids. NCBI's taxonomy places the organism in Eukaryota, Metazoa, Arthropoda, Insecta, Orthoptera, Acrididae. Gene Ontology annotation, molecular function: double-stranded RNA binding; tRNA-specific adenosine deaminase activity; double-stranded RNA adenosine deaminase activity.
GCUGUAUUGCCACGCCACGCUGUGUUAGCCUUAGCGUCGACUCAGAACGUUCUAGAGUGUGUACUGUUCAAUCCACAUACAUGCACGGAUAGCUUGUCAAGCUGACUUGUUACUUGUGACGAUAAAAGUAGAGGUUUUCUUAUAAGCUGCUUUUAAUAAGUGACUUCGUAUACUUUUUUCGCUGGCAAAACUUUUUAAGAACUUUUCAUAUAGGUCAUGUUGUCCGUCGCAAUACCAUUCCUCCAGGACCCCCUGAAAACGAAUGUGCAUUGGCUCGGGACAUUUGCAAAUGGCAAUGACACCUUCCAUGAAGAGAAUGCUCUUACAGCUAGUGCUGUUGUUGAAGGGAACACAUUGAACAAAGAUGUUCUUCACCCAGCCAGUGGGAUCAAACGUGAAUUACCCGAGGAAUUCCCUGAUGCCUCACCUGCUAAGAAGAAAAGGAAAAAGACUGUUGCAGUAUCUCAGCCAAAAAAUGCAGUAUGUGCUUUGAAUGAAUUACGGCCAGGAUUGGUUUAUACUACAGUAAAUAUGAGUGGUCCUGUUCAUGCACCUACUUUUACAGUACAAGUUCAGGUUAAUGGUCAAAGUUUUCAAGGUCAAGGCCGAUCAAAAAAAUUGGCAAAACAUGCUGCUGCAGAAGCUGCUCUUCGUUCAUUUGUACAGUUCAAAAAUGCUCCAGAAGCUCAACAGGCAAUGAACAUGCAUAUUUCUGAAUUUGAUUAUACAAGUGAUGUUAUGGAAACUGAACUAUCUUUGUUUAAUACGUUCCAUCCCGUGGAAGGAAGUGCUUCACCUGGGAAUUGUGGUGGUCCGGACAAAUUAUCAAAUGAGCAUUUAGAAAAAGCACAGAAUGGUUGUAUUCCUCCAAAAUCCCCUUCUCAGGCUAUAAUACGACGAAAUUUACCUCCUAUUCCUUGUGAUAAGAGCCCAGUAAUGUUGCUGAAUGAACUCCGAUCAGGCAUUAAAUUUGAAUGUGUUUCAGAGAGUGGUGAACAGUAUGCUAAGUUUACAAUGGUCGUUAAUAUUGAUGGUGAACGAUUUGAGGGAACGGGUCCAAGCAAAAAACUUGGGAAGGCUGCGGCAGCAAAGGCAGCCCUUGCAAAAUUGUACAAUAUGACUUUCACACCAUUUCCCAAUUCCCUGAAGCAAACAAGAUCUCUGUUGACUACUGGGACAGCCAAUGCCUCCCUGGAGCAGAUGACAUUGCCACAAGUGCUGGCAGAUCACAUAUCUAGGUUAGUAAUAAACAAAUUCACAUCUUUAAUAGAACGACAACCUAACCAUGCUCGACGAAAGGUACUGGCGGGAAUUGUGAUGACCACAGGACCACAGAUGGAAGACGCAAAAGUGAUUUGUGUUACAACUGGAACUAAAUGUGUAAAUGGUGAACAUAUGAGCGUAAAUGGUGCAGCACUUAAUGACACACAUGCUGAAAUUGUGGCACGCCGCUGUCUUUGUGACUUCCUCUUCGCACAACUGGAAUUACAUGCUGAUGAAAGCACAGCACAGGAUUCUAUCUUCAGUUUUAAUCCAGUGGGGUAUUAUCAACUGAAGGAAAACAUAAAAUUUCAUUUGUAUAUUAGCACAGCUCCAUGUGGUGAUGCAAGGAUAUUUUCUCCUCAUGAAGCAGUGUCUCAAGAUGACUCCCUGGAUAAACAUCCCAACAGAAGAGCUCGUGGUCAGCUUCGGACAAAAAUAGAGUCUGGAGAAGGUACUAUACCAGUUAAAUCAAGUGAUGGAAUUCAGACCUGGGAUGGUGUCUUGCAGGGACAGAGGCUUUUAACUAUGUCAUGUUCUGACAAAAUUGCGAGGUGGAAUGUUGUUGGUGUGCAGGGGGCUUUGCUAUCCCAUUUCAUGGAGCCUGUUUACCUAGAAAGUAUUGUACUUGGCAGCCUUUUUCACCCAAGUCACAUGUAUAGAGCUAUCUGUGGAAGAAUCGAAAGUACUAUACAAGGGUUGCCACCUCCGUAUAGAUUAAACAAACCUCUUAUGAGUCUUAUAACAUCACCUGAAGUUCGUCAACCUGGAAAAGCACCAAAUUAUAGUGUCAACUGGACUGUAGGUAUGGAAGGCCCAGAAAUAAUAAAUUCAGUAACUGGAAAGGAUGAGAGUGGAACAGCAUCAAGGCUUUCCAAGCAAUCUUUUUUUACUAGAUUCCUGAAUCUAGCUGGACGAAUAAAAGGCACAACAAAAAUGAACACUGUGAAGCAACCAGCAUUGUAUUCUGAUGCAAAGCUCGCUGUACGUGAAUAUCAGAUGGCAAAGGAGCAGUUGGUCCUUGCAUUUGUCAAGGCUGGCUUGGGAACGUGGCUUAAAAAGCCAAUUGAACAAGAUCAGUUUGAAGUGAAUGGGAGUUUAGAACAAAGUAAUGAAUGACUAAUAAGUAAGUUUCAUGGAGCCUGCAUUACAGGAUAGAGCAAUCAUUCAGCCCCCCAUUCCAAUGCAACAAGAGUUAUUAACAGUAAGAGGUUACUUGACGUCAGUAAAGGGCAGAGGCAGGAACACUGAGAUAUAAUUACUCUUGUGCAAGGACUAAAAAUGUACAGCAAGAUAGCUGUAUUUUUAACCAUUGGAAACCCACCUCACUGAACAUUUCUUGUCAGUAUGGUAAUAUCGUCAAAAGUCUCUAAGAUGACACCGUCUGUAAUUUUCAUUUACUUUUAUAAAAGUUUCACAAGGCUUAUUUUCAUUUUUUACAAUUUUUAAACUAUACAUUUAGUUCUGUUUAAAUGAACUAUUGAAAGACAAGUAACUGUACAAAACUGUUUUUCUGUGUUUGUGAAUGUUGUAGAUAACUGUGGUUAUUGGUAUGAUUUCAUGCCUCUGUUCAUAUAAUUGUGUACAUACUAUGGAAUGACAAGUAUUUGAAGAAGUUUAUUAUGACAGUGUAUAUAUAUUUUUGUAUACUAAUUAUUUUUAUUUUAUUUGUGCAUUAAAGCAGUACUUUAUAUACACACAUUUAAUGUUUUGCUGGAAAGUGAUUUUCAGCUUAUUUCCAUUGUCUUUAGUCAAGGACAUUCACAUUCUCAUCUACUUCAAUUACCCUCGGCACAUGCUUCAGUAGAUUUCUUACACUAACUGCUCAUGGCUGCCUUAUACUCAAAAGUUAUUGAAUUAGUAUCAUUUAGUUUUGUGAUAUUUCAGUAUAGGAGUGGUAGGUAAUACAGUUGUUCUAAAGGAUACCUUAAACAUUAGUAAUCUUCUGUACAACACAAUCUACCAAAAGUUCGCAUAUUACACUAAAUUACUUUAUAUCCUAUUCUACAAUUUCAAUUUUUGCACCUUUGUCUACGUUAAGCAAUUUCCACAACAACAGAUAAUUUUGUUAGUAAUUAUUCACUUCUAAAAUAAUUUAUAUGUAACCGUUGAAUUGCAUGAACUUGAAAUAGACUUGCACAAAUCUAACAAACUAAAAGAUCUAAAUGCCCUUCUCUCUCUCUCUCUCUCUCUCUCUCUCUCUCUCUCCCUCUCCCUCUCCCCCCCCCCCCCUUUUUUCCCACAUAACACGCUACUGCCUCUCUCUCUUUUUUCUUCUUCUUCUUCUUCUUCCUCCUCUCUUUUUUUUUUAAAUAACCAAAAUACAUUAUCUCUUGAUUUACAAUGCUAAGUUCUUGUGUCCUUGAUUUGACUGAUAAUGUAUGGUGUUGUGAUGUGCCAUAUUUGCACUAAUGGCAAUCUCAAUUUUAUUGAUAGGAUUUAAGCUGUAUAGCAGCAUUUCUUUCACUUUACAUGGUUAGGUGAGGAAGGUAUGUCAGCUCAGCGAGUGUUCACGUUUUUUAAAAGUCAUUUUAGAAAUGUAAUUUUUGUACUUUGUAAGAAUGAUGAAGGAUGUGUGAGUUUGUAUCACCAUAAGACUGAGUUACACUUCUCAGAAUAUUGCCAUUACUUUCAUUUAUGUCAGAAUUUGUGUUAAAUUAGUCCUAUUGUGCCCAUUAACUCACAUGUAGUUUUUGUUGCUGCCCUUUUUCUGAAUAUAUGGACUUGUACACAUGUCAUAUAGAAAGGAAAAUUGGAGGCACUGACAUUUCAUAUUGACGCUUUAUAUUUCACCUUAUGUACUUUAAGGCUUACAAGUCAGAUGGUAAGAUGGCUGUGAUGCAUUUAAAUAUUUAACAAUGCUUUCAAAGGAGUGAAGCCUAUCUCCGUAUUCCUAGUCAUGCCCCUCACUAUGCUCAAGUUUUAGUGGAACGGUGGGCUGAAUGUGUGCUCUAUUCUGUAAUACACAGACUCUGUGGAAAAUGGGAUGACUGUUAUUCAGCUUGGUUUUAUAAUUUAGAUUUCAUAUGUUUGGCAAAUAGAAAAUGUGAUUGACACAUAUUUUUAGGUACCAUUAAGUUUCUAUUUAACUUAUAAACUUGAAAGUACGUUAGAUGAGAUGACAAAAUAGAGGACAAGUUUAGGUAAUUGCUAAUGAAGUAGCUGUUCUCUGUACAGACGUAUCCACAUUUGGAAAAGAAGAUGCUUUUUAGUGUUUUAUACUAGGUCAACACAUGAAAUUUAUUGUUGCACAUUUUUAAAUAUUGUUAAAUCUAGAAGAGUGGGCCUGUCCUAGAGAUUCCGACCAAUGGUGAUUAAAAUGGAAAACUUCCUUCUCAGUUAAUUUAAUACUCCUGCAUUAGAAGAUAAUGUGGCUUAAGUUAAUCAUUUUGGCGAAUUUUGGCCUCUUACAGUAAGUAAUGCUGGUGCUUCAAAAUUUAACAUUGGACAUUACAGUUCUGGGGGAAGUAUCUGUAUACUGAGAAGUUGUUGACAUUUUGAGGACGAUUGUGUUAAAUAAUGUAAGAUAUGUGGUGUAAAAUUGUAGGCUAGCUCACAAGAAGCUCUAGUAAAAGCACUAUUGUUCAGUAGAUUGUGUUAAUAUGUUCUGAACAUUUCAGGUAAUUAAAGACCACAUCAACAUGCUGAAUAUUCAGUAUUUGACAAUUAUUGUUUUAUAAAGUUACAUAGCUUUCUUUCCCGUGUGAAUAAUGAUUGUUAUUCAAUCAAAUGUGAAAAAUGGUUUUCAUUGAGAAAAGAACAAAAGGACUUCAUAUUUUUUGCCUAGUUAAAACUGUUUGUGUGAAAUUCAGCUUUGCUUCACUGCAGUCAACUGUGUAUUCUCUGCAGUAUAUUUUUCUACUGUUUUUGUGCGUAUUGGAUUUUGUUGCAUUCCAUUAGUGAAUGUAAAUUGGAAAUUUACUACUUUGUUCAAUUCUUGUGUUAAACUUUUGCACAUGUUUUGCUUUGUGGAGAAUCAGUAUAAAUCACAGUGACAUGGGAAUAAAUGUUCAAUUACUCAUCUGACUUAGAUUCCCCUCUUCCUAUUUUCAGAUACCUUCCAAAUUACAAGCAGUUUUCAUACCAUUCCAGUUCAUAUUUAAUCUCUUGUCACAAUCCCCUAUAUUUUGGGUUUCUUCCUGUUUUCCACAAAAAGGCAAUUAGAAUGUAACUACACUUGGUUUUAAACUGGACAGAUAUAGAUAUAUUUUACUAUAACUAGUCUGGUAAUUGCAUUUAGUGAGUGUGUACGAUACAAGGUAAAACAAUAUUACAGAAAAGGUAUUUCUGUGCUAUCAGGCUUUAUAAUAAAAGAAUUCUGAAGUUGUUAUUGAGUGAUAGGAACACUUGGCAUUUUGCUUUUCAGUGACAUGUUAAAGGUGAAUCCAGGAAGUUAACCCUCGAGCGGGCACACUUGUGUAUGAAGUGCACCACCACAAAUAAAAUUGUUUUGCACUGUUAAAUUGUUGUUUCACAAUUGCGAGCUCAUACCUAUUCCUUCAUUAUUGCUUCAUUUAACAAAGUAGUAAAGUGUGUUGGCAUAUGGCCAAGUGAGCAGCAGUAGUAUAAAAUAAACAAGAAGCUAGGUCAGAAAAUAAUUCACAGUCUGCACAAGGUAAUGACCCAGGUUAUGAGCUAGCAGCACAAUCCCACAGUGAGGCAGUUGUUUAUGAGACACAUUAGUAAUUAAGUUAGUAGUUGGCUGAGAUCUUGUGCAGCUGCAAUGUUUAAUACUUCAAGUGGGUCAUUACUGGGAGGUAACACCUGUCCAUGGCAGCAGAGUAAUAUAAUGAAAGUACAUUUCAUCAUUGUUCCAUUAAACUGUGAUUUUUGUUACCUUGGAAACAUAAAGACAGCCACUCUUUAUGUGUGUGCAGUGCACUGCACACCAGCUUGAGGGUUAAACAGUUACAGAUGCCAACAUUGUGAUCAGUUAAAAUUGCAUACUGAGAUAUGCCAGUCAGAAAUGCUCAGUCCAGCAAAUGUGGCACUUUUGUGCUCGAUACUUGAAUUCAAUGUUGUGGAGUUGGUCUUCGCUAUAUUAAAACUGCAUUGUUGAGUAAUAAAGCAGACCUUUUUCUAAAAAAAAGCAUAGAAUACAAGUUAUCAUGAUCGACAAGCAGGUGUCUAAUUUUAUGUGAGAUGACUGUAAUAUUGUGUAGCAUGUUUGUACUCUUGAUAUAUUUUGGCACUGUUGAUAAAGUGAGUAAUAGUAAAGCUUACUUAUGCUCAGAACUUAGAAACUAAGAAAAAUGUACUUGAAAGGAAGAAAUGUAACCACUUCAAUAAAUCGUAAUAAAAGCAAAUUUUUGGUGAAGACA